AUGUCGGAGCUACCUCUAUCUACUGGUUUUCGCACUGAACUUCCGUUCUUCAGGGACCCUGGCCAGCUUCCUUGUCCCCUCCCUACUUCAGAAGAAAUCCGAGCAGGAACAAUAGUACCAACAAAACGUGAAUGCUACCCUGGCGACUAUGGACAUGUUGCUAUCGUUGGAGAACAUUUCGUUGUCAAAUAUGGCCGCUAUAUCCGGGAGAACGAAGGACACACGCUACUCUUCUUGGAGAAGUAUCCAUCAGUACCUGCCCCACGCCUGUACGCCAUGUACCGCAAAGAUGACAUUCUCUACCUCGUCAUGCAAUUAAUUCCCGGAAUUGAUCUUCUCAAGCUCUGGGAUGAGCCAUCGAAGAAUGAGAAGGUGUCUAUCUGUGAACAACUAAGGCGUAUAUUUUCUCAAUUACGCGCUAUCCCUGCUCCCUCCCCGAGCUACUUCGGUAGCAUAUCCGGAGGUCCUGCUGAACAUCGUUUUUUCAAAUGGAUGGACGAAGAUCCACGUAUGAAUGGGCCUUUCAAGACAUUCGAGGACUUUCAUCUAGGCAUGGCCUAUCAUUCACAAAAGCAAGAAGGGCUGAAUGAUAGACACCCAUGGGUUUCUAAGUGGUUUGCGCGACACCUACCACAAGCACUAAAGGGCCACCCACAGAAUAUUAUGGUUCAAGAGCAGCCGGGAAGCGAUGGCUCUACUGAAAGGCAAUUUAAGGUGACCAUUAUCGAUUGGGAGACCGCUGGAUGGUUUCCUCGAUACUGGGAGUAUGGUGCAUUCUUUGUUGACUGUCUCUGGGAAGGAGACUGGGAAGAUAUGGUCGAAACGUGGCUCGAUCCUUGUCCUCUUGAAGGGGCCCUCCUAAAACUGUUUAAGCAUAGUGUGGACCGAUACUAG
Messenger RNA from Penicillium verrucosum, 894 nucleotides. RefSeq names its product aminoglycoside phosphotransferase family protein. The transcript has 2 exons. Bases 1 to 894 code for a protein of 297 amino acids. Lineage: Eukaryota; Fungi; Ascomycota; Eurotiomycetes; Eurotiales; Aspergillaceae. The record is from RefSeq and is a predicted model, not a curated record.